This is a messenger RNA of Cladophialophora bantiana CBS 173.52, 1623 nucleotides long. RefSeq lists its product as uncharacterized. The coding region runs from base 1 to 1623 and encodes 540 amino acids. The record is from RefSeq and is a predicted model, not a curated record. Lineage: Eukaryota; Fungi; Ascomycota; Eurotiomycetes; Chaetothyriales; Herpotrichiellaceae. The transcript is spliced from 3 exons.
AUGUCCACUUUAUGGCUUACGGUGCCAUCGUGUUCUAGGAGGAUAAUAGAAUCCUCGGAGAACGAGCAAACUAGAUUCAAGCAAAUUGUUGGAACGAGCAAGAACUUCUCGGAAACUGAGAAGAAUGCUGUCAACAUUAACUCGGUCACAGAGUUCUAUGCUUUCUGGGAAAAGACUGUCGAGGCCAGGGAAAAUUUCGAAGACGGCCACGAAAAAGGAUGCGGUCUGUGGUCGAAGAAUUACCAAAGUGCAGCGUCCGUGGCCCGCAGCUUCAUGAAAGAUUUCUCGCCGAUCGUUGAAGUAGUGAAGAAUUUUGCUGCGCCAUAUGGUGGGAUGGCUAUAGGGACCAUCUCCGUUCUCUUUACAGUUGCUGCAAGCAAGAAUGAGAUGGAAAUGUCGCUCGCAUCAGCUAUCAGUGAGAUCAACAAUCGCCUGCCCGGGUUGAAUCUGUACAGACAUAUCUACAACGACAACCAUGAGCUAGACAUCAAGCUUCAGGGUCGAAUAGUGGCUGCCUACGAGAUAUUUAUCCAAUUCUGUAUCGAAGCAACGCGAUAUUAUAAACGAAGCGGAUUUCGUAGGUGGUUUAGGGCUCUAGGCUCGCCUAGUUAUCUUUACGAGAAGGUUACAGAGACACAGAAGGUCAUCCUAGAGAUACGACGAAUAUGUGAUGAGCUACUCGACAAGAACAUACAUCUGAUCAAACAAUUAAAUCUGGACCAAAAAGCAACCAUUCUGAGACUGGAGGAUGAGGUAAACCAGCUCCGAAAGGCACAAGACAACCAUAUACUCCAUGAAAUCCAGCAACAUAUGGACCUCUCGAGCUUCUCGAGCGAGAACCAUCGCAAACAGCUCGAACAAUAUCGCAGAGCUUUGUACGACGACGAUCAUCUCAACGCCCCCUUUUUCGAGCAAAUGCAGGGCCGACGCCUCGAAGCAUUCCACGCCUGCAGCGAGUAUCAGUCCUGGAGCAAUUCCAAACAUUCAUGCCUCUUGAUCCUGUCCGGACACAAUGACAGCAGUAUCCGUUACUUAGACCAUUGUUGGUUGUCUCCAGUGGCCAUGACCAUGAUUACAGAUCUGAGCAACGGUGACAAUAAGGACCGCAUAUACGGGUACUACGUCUUUUCUUCUAGAGGAGAAUCACUCUACCAUGCCUUCUCCGUCGUCCUCUUGCAACUGCUCAGCAAGAAGAGCGUGGUGCUCCGAGACAAAUCCCGAUGCGAUGAACUUCGCGCCGAACUGAGCAAUCUACACCAAUUCCAGCAGGUCUCACAGGACAGAAAGGUCGCACGUAACCAUAACCACCAUCAUGAGACCAAGGAACUCUCCGCCUUCGAACGUGUCGCCCUCCGAGCACUCGACCUCUUCGAUGAGUCGGAGCAGGUGCAGAUCAUCCUAGACAGAGCGGACCGCUGCUGCGAUCUGGUGAAAGGGGUUGACCACCGGAAGCCGUUGUUCAAACUGCUCGUGAAACUGGUCGACCUCGCACGGUGUAACCUCAAGGUCCUGGCGGUCGUUAACGGCGACCAGUGGGACAUUGAGCCUAGGAGUGAUGAGCUGGGACAGAGGAUGGAAGAGAGGGUCAUCGUGCACACGGUCAUGCAAAGGAUGCGUGAUUAG